This is a messenger RNA of Triticum turgidum subsp. durum (durum wheat), 609 nucleotides long. Lineage: Eukaryota; Viridiplantae; Streptophyta; Magnoliopsida; Poales; Poaceae. The record is from the annotation of a GenBank genome assembly.
AUGGCCAAAGCCGCCGCCUCCCUUCUCCCGGGUCUUCUCCCGACCCCGCCGACGAAGCCCUGCCUCAUCAUCCUGCCGGCUUCGUUCGCCUCCAACCCCAAGCCCGGCCGAGCCGACUCGGUCGAGAGGUGGGACGCGCACAAGAAGGACAAGAAGCCCACGAGCCCAGCCUCGUCGUGCUCCAGCAGCUCAAGUCCUGGCCGAGCCUCCUCCUGCCAGCGUUGGGACAUAAACAAGCACAUCUCCGGCAGCAGCUGCACGUCAUCGUCGUCAAGCCGGCAAAGCAGCACGAGCUCUGGCGGGGCGUCGCCGUGCGGGAGGUGGGAUAGCAACAAGCAGCUGCCGCCCAGCCGCACCACCCCCGCUGAUCGCUGGGACACACACAAGAAGCCUCUCCCUGCACAAGCUAGCGCAGAGAUCUGGACGAGCGACAAGGACAAGGAGCAGGAGGACGACAAAACGGCCACGGUUCUGAAAUCGACAACGCCACACAUAGGCCCCAUGUUCUCUGGCCCGAGCGUCCUCGCCUCGCCUGACCCGAGCAUGCUUCCAAUGCCGACCUUCUUUCGCUCGCGGAACCCGGGAGUGCUUACCGUACAAGCCUUCUAG